UUGGCUCAUUUUUCGUCUAUAUAUAUAGAAGAAGAUCGAUUUGCUUAGGUCAUUCUUACUGUGUAUAUGUACCUGAUCAGAUACAUAUAUCAUGGCUGCUAAUCAUGAUCAUGAGAAAGAUUUAGACAAGAUCAUCCUCAAAAGCCCAGCACUUCUCAAGUACAUCCUAGAAACAAGCUGCUAUCCCAGAGAACACGAGCAAUUGAAGCAACUAAGGGAAGCAACUAUCGAGAAAUACCAGUUCUGGAGUCUUAUGAAUGUGCCUGUGGAUGAAGGGUUACUUCUUUCCAUGUUUCUGAAGAUGAUGAAUGCAAAGAAAACAUUGGAACUUGGAGUGUUUACUGGCUAUUCUCUUCUCAGUACUGCUCUUGCACUACCUGCUGAUGGCAAAAUAACAGCAAUAGAUCCAGAUAAAGAGGCCUACGAGUUUGGACUGCCAUUCUUUCAAAAGGCUGGAGUGGAGCAUAAAAUUGACUUCUUUCACUCAGAUGCCUUCACAGUCUUAAAUGAUCUCAUUAGCAGUGGCAAGGAAGAAGGGAGCUUCGAUUUUGCAUUUGUGGAUGCGGACAAGCAAAACUAUCUCAAGUAUCAUGAGCUUCUAAUUAAACUUGUUAAGGUUGGUGGAAUCAUAGCUUACGAUAACACACUGUGGUUUGGAACAGUUGCAGAACCUGAGGAAAUGAUGAAGGAAUCAUAUUUAAGGGAAGGCAGAAAUGAUGUGAUUGAAGUGAACAAUUAUCUAGCCGCCGAUCCUCGUGUCGAAUUAGCUCUUGUUUCCAUUGGGGAUGGCCUCACCCUCUGCAGGCGCCUCUACUAAACUUGGCAAAGAAACAACUCAAUGCUGAAGCUCUCUAAUAAACAAGAUUGCUUGGUUAAAUAGUUAAAUUUCAAAUAAUUAUGUAUGAUUUGAUCAUUUCUCGAUGAACUUUGAUUGAUGUUGGAAGCGAUUUGAUAUAUCAAAUUCUGAUGUGAGCAAUAAUGGAGUUGAAUUGAUCUGAACUGAA
Rosa rugosa (rugosa rose) is the source of this 1004-nucleotide messenger RNA. Its product is annotated as flavonoid 3',5'-methyltransferase-like. Lineage: Eukaryota; Viridiplantae; Streptophyta; Magnoliopsida; Rosales; Rosaceae. Gene Ontology annotation, molecular function: O-methyltransferase activity; S-adenosylmethionine-dependent methyltransferase activity. Bases 92 to 817 code for a protein of 241 amino acids. The record is from RefSeq and is a predicted model, not a curated record. The transcript has 5 exons.